AUGCCUUCGAUGUCAACAAUACCUACAACAGACUCAUCUAUAAAUAAAAAUGAUUUCAAAAAUAAUAAUAAACCAACUUCAUUAUCACAACUACCUACAAUUCAAACAUCCACUAUUUCAAAUCCAAACAUAACUUCGAAUACACCAACUUCACUAUCUAAUAGUUAUCCAAAUCAUUCUCAUCCAAAUUCUCAUUUAUAUAAUAAUCAUCAAUUUCUAUCGCCUAAAUCUUCAAGACCUUCAACUUCAUCUUCACCAUCAAAUUCAUCAAAUUCUGGAUCAAUUUCUGGGAAUCUCAAUCUUGCAUUAAAUUCACCAUCACCAACUACUCCUACAUUUGCAACAAGUUUUCCACCAACUAUUCAAGAACAGUCUAUAAUUAAUUUUAAUUCAGCAGAUUUUGAUUUCAUAUUUGAUGUAAGACCUUAUAAUUUAUAUUGCAAAAGUAGAAUUCAAAAAUCUAUAAAUUUAUGUUUACCAACUACUUUAUUAAAGCGAAAUUCGCUUUGUUUAAAUGAUUUAAUUAAUAUGGUUGAUUUAUCAACUGAAUUAAAAGAUGUAUUUUUUAAUCAAUUAAAAUCUGACGCCAACAAAAAAUUAAAUAUAUUGGUGUAUGAUCAAUGUUCAACAAAUGAAGCAAUCACAUUUCCAUUGUAUCAAACAAUAUCGAAAUUUGAAAAGAAUAACGAUAAAUUUGAAAUUUACUACUUAAAUGGUGGAUUUUCAGGUGCAUUAACUCAAAAACCAGAUAUAAUUGAGAAUACUCAAGUAAUGUCAAAUUCUAACGGUCAUAGAAAAACUAAAAGUUUAUCAGGUUUCACAUUACCCUCAGCAACGAACUUCAAGACUAAAUUUGUACAAAGCAUCAAAAAGAAUAAUGACUACGAUUCCGAAAAGAAGAAACUAGACGAAAUAAAAUCUUUGUCUCCAAUCUCAUAUAAGUAUAAAUUAAAUGAAAUUCCAAAAGAUUUGGACUUACCAAAUUGGUUGGGGUUCAUGAAAAAUUCAACUAAUGAAGAUAUUUUAAAACAAUUAAUUUCAAAAUUCAAUAAAAUCGAAGAUAUUGAAAAAAGUAGAUUAAAUAAAAUGGCAUCAAAUUUUAAAUCAUCAUCACAACCAAAUAUUCAAGGUCAAGAAAAAAUAUUCUCACCAUGUUGUUUAUCAUGUUCUUCAAUUGAUUUCCAAUUACCAAAAGGUAUAGAAUUUGGUUAUAAAAAUAGAUAUAAUAAUGUUUGGCCAUAUGAACAUUCAAGAGUUAAAUUAGAUCAACAACAAUCACAUGUACAUAACCAUCAACAUAAAAAAGAUGAUUAUUUCAAUGGUAAUUAUAUUAAUGCUAAUUCUUUGGUAGACAAUGAUUUCACUUAUAUAGCAACGCAAAAUCCAUUAGCCUCAACUAUAGAUGAUUUCUGGACAACAAUAAUGCAAGAAGAUAUCAAAAUUGUUAUUAAUUUAGAUUCAAAACCUAUUGAAUAUUUCAAUCAUUCAUCUAUUAAAUCAAUUGAAACUAUAAAGACAUCAUUUACAGAUUUCAAAUUAAGAUUAAUCAAUAAAUCCAUAUAUCAUUUCCAUUAUUUAACUUGGCCAGAUUUUGGAGUUCCAAAAUCUUUCAAAUCCAUUAUUGAUUUGAUUGAAUUUAAAAACGAAAUCACUAAUAUCAAAAACUUACCACAUAAAAUAUUAGUUCAUUGUAAUGCUGGAUGUGGUAGAACUGGAGUAUUUAUCACAAUUGAUUCCUUAAUUCAAGCUUACAAAAACUCACCAAGUUCCAUAAAGGAUUCGAAAAUUGAUUUAGUUUACAAAUUAGUCCAACAUCAAAGAAGACAAAGAAUUUCAAUGGUUCAAAAUUUAGAUCAAUUUAUAGUUUGUUAUGAAAUAUUUAUUCAUUACUACAAGACAAAGGAAGAAGAAUCAAAAGAACAACAGAAACAAGAUAUUACAAUGAAAACUGAUGAUUCAACUAAUUCCAAAACAUCUGGAUCUUCAUUACCAGGUGAUUCAAAUCAAGAAAUGAAAUUAGCAAACAUUUGGGAAAUCAUAAAUAAUGUAGAACAAUUUUCAAGACAUUUAACACCAAACAAUCAAAAUAAAGAGAUUACUGGAUUUUUCGAUAAUCCAGGUGAUGUAUCAACCAUUGAUCAUAAUAAUUCUGCAGGUGUUUCUAAUGGGUACGACUCCAAUGGUUUUAAUUUGAAUCUUAAUGGUAAUAGUGUUAAUGGAGGUAUAUUAAAUAAUGAUUCUAAAAAUGAAUGUCCUAACACUAGUGGUAAUGGUGGUGGUGACUAUUUUCAAUUUCAAAAUUCAAUGCCUGUUACUUCAAGAUAA
This is a messenger RNA of Lodderomyces jiufengensis, 2325 nucleotides long. It is a transcript of the gene PTP2, whose product is annotated as tyrosine protein phosphatase. The transcript has a single exon. Gene Ontology annotation, biological process: protein dephosphorylation. NCBI's taxonomy places the organism in Eukaryota, Fungi, Ascomycota, Pichiomycetes, Serinales, Debaryomycetaceae. Gene Ontology annotation, molecular function: protein tyrosine phosphatase activity. The record is from RefSeq and is a predicted model, not a curated record. Bases 1 to 2325 code for a protein of 774 amino acids.